AUGCUAUUGCUAAAUCCAGCUUUAUUACCACUCAAGCUAACAGUCCAAACAGAUAUCCGUGACCAUGAAGAUCCUAUAGAGGACUCAGUUCGUGAUUCAGAUUGGGAGCCAACCUCAAGUGCAGAAAAUGAUUUAAAUGAUACGCAACGACAAUAUGAUAAUGCUGAUGGUGGUGAUGAUUUACAUCAAAGACCAAAACAAAGCCCUAAGGUAGACAAAGAUGGGAAUGAUAACAGGAGUGACAAGAGAAAGGGGUUACACUGGGAAAAGAGUGACUUGACCAUUACUUUAACUUUAUUAACUGUCAUUAAUCAGCCAUUAACAGGCAUGUCCUAA
This is a messenger RNA of Lottia gigantea (owl limpet), 336 nucleotides long. RefSeq lists its product as hypothetical. The transcript has 2 exons. The record is from RefSeq and is a predicted model, not a curated record. Bases 1 to 336 code for a protein of 111 amino acids. Lineage: Eukaryota; Metazoa; Mollusca; Gastropoda; Lottiidae.